AUGAGCUCAAUCGAGAAGUUUGUCAACCAGCAACCGCUGAUUGUUCACUCUUCGCUGGCGCAACUGCGUUAUCUCGUGCUAAGCGAAGGUCUUCCGGCUCCAAAAGACAGAUCAGCAGUAAGACUGAGAUGCAACGUUUGGUCGGUUCUGACCCGCUGUUCAAUGGAUGGAGCGACAUCUGAUUACAUUUUAUUGGUACGAAGAGGACCACCUCCUCCGCCAAUCUUUUCCAAGAUCAAAAACGACACCUUUCGAACUCUAAAUACCGACCCACAAUUUGUAGCGUCCGUUUCGGAGGACGCAAUCACCAGAUGCCUGUCCUGUUUUGCUUGGUCAGUCAUAGACAGCGCUAGUGACAACACCGAAUUGAGCACGUACGUUCAAGGCAUGAACGUUCUACUAGCGCCAAUUCUUUACAGCAGUCCGUCCGAACCCAUGGCAUAUAAGCUGUUCGAAUCGCUUUGCCAAGAUCACAUCAGAACGUAUUUAAAUCAAAGUCUUACAGGGGUACACAACGGUGCUAAACUGCUCGAUAUAUGCCUGAAAAUCAUCGAUCCAAAGCUCAGCAAGUUUCUCACCGACAAUCUUUUGACCGCAGAGAUCUACGGCAUACCGUCAAUCCUGACCUUGUCGAGCUGUACCAAGCCUUUGGAUCAAGUGUGCAAAUUGUGGGAUUUUAUGUUCGCUUACGGAUUCCACAUGAACAUCCUCUUCAUCGUAGCACAACUGGUGGUCAUCAGGGCGCGGAUUUUGAAGAGCAAUUCCCCCAUGAAUCUCCUGCGCGUGUUCCCUGAGUUUGACGCCGAGGAGAUAAUAAGGCUGGGAGUCGGCUUCGUGGCCAAGUUACCAUCUAGUAUAUACGACCUCCUCGUGCAGCAUCUGGAGGAUCCGGAUUUGGUGAUAGGAUAG
Lachancea meyersii CBS 8951 is the source of this 909-nucleotide messenger RNA. Lineage: Eukaryota; Fungi; Ascomycota; Saccharomycetes; Saccharomycetales; Saccharomycetaceae. The record is from the annotation of a GenBank genome assembly.